Oncorhynchus masou masou (cherry salmon) is the source of this 9758-nucleotide messenger RNA. It is a transcript of the gene lrp4, whose product is annotated as low density lipoprotein receptor-related protein 4. Gene Ontology annotation, molecular function: hormone binding; calcium ion binding; protein binding. The transcript has 38 exons. The record is from RefSeq and is a predicted model, not a curated record. NCBI's taxonomy places the organism in Eukaryota, Metazoa, Chordata, Actinopteri, Salmoniformes, Salmonidae. Gene Ontology annotation, cellular component: plasma membrane; apical plasma membrane; signaling receptor complex. Gene Ontology annotation, biological process: receptor-mediated endocytosis. Bases 239 to 5992 code for a protein of 1917 amino acids.
AGCACAGCACAACAUGUUGAAGACCGUAUGUUCCAGGGCGCAGAGCGAAACUUUAACUUUGGCUCGUCGUAUCAGCGGGGACUAAAUACCAAAAUACAGCCAUGCUAUGAAUAUAGUUAUGAGUUCAGUCUUUGUUGAUUUGAAGGCUCUUCUUUGAUUUUUCGACAAUACCGAAAUAUUUGCAGCAAAUAAGAAAGAAAAAGACUGACCGAGAGCGAGCGAGAGAAGGGAAUCAAAGAUGCAGGUCUCUGUGGUGCUGUGUAGCAUGUUAACUUUCUUUCUUCGCAGUCAAGGCGUGUUGGGCAGUGCAGAGUGUUCAUGCGGGCGCAACCACUUCACGUGUGCAGUGAGCGCGUUUGGGGAGUGUACAUGUAUCCCGGCCCAGUGGCAGUGUGACGGGGACAACGACUGUGGAGAUCACAGCGACGAGGAUGGAUGCAUGCUGCCCACCUGCUCUCCACUGGACUUCCACUGUGACAAUGGGAAGUGUAUCCGCCGCUCCUGGGUGUGUGACGGGGACAACGACUGUGAGGAUGACUCCGACGAACAGGAUUGUCCUCCUAGAGAGUGUGAAGAGGAUGAGUUCCAUUGUCAGAACGGCUACUGCAUCCGCAGCCUGUGGCACUGUGAUGGGGACAAUGACUGUGGGGAUAACAGUGACGAGCUGUGUGACAUGCGUAAGUGUUCCGAUAAGGAGUUUCGCUGUACAGAUGGGAGCUGCAUUGCUGAACACUGGUACUGUGAUGGAGACACUGACUGCAAGGACGGAUCAGACGAGGAAAACUGCCCAUCUGAUGUAAUGACGGCCACUUGUAGUGUUGAAGAGUUCCAAUGUGCGUACGGACGCUGUAUUCUGGACAUUUACCACUGUGACGGAGAUGACGACUGUGGAGACUGGUCUGAUGAGUCCGACUGCUCCUCCCACCAGCCUUGUCGUUCUGUGGAGUUCAUGUGCAGCAGUGGGAUGUGCAUCAACGCUGGCUGGAGGUGUGACGGGGAGUUUGACUGUGAUGACCAAUCAGAUGAGAAGAACUGCACCACCUCCAUGUGUACUGCGGAUCAGUUCCGCUGUGCAUCGGGACGCUGUGUCAGGUUGUCAUGGAGAUGUGACGGAGAGGAUGACUGCUCUGACGGCAGCGAUGAAGAUGACUGUGAGAAGACUGACACCCCUCCAUGUGCUCCAGACCAGUUUCUGUGUGGUAACGGCCGCUGUAUUGGCCAGAGGAAGGUCUGUAAUGAGGUCAGCGACUGUGGAGAUGGGACUGAUGAACAUCCUCACCAGGACUGCCGCCCGCGGUCCAGCGAUGGCAACUGUAACCUGAAUAACGGAGGAUGUUCUCAGAAAUGUCAGAUGGCCAGAGGUCUGGUACAGUGUACCUGUCAUACUGGCUACAAACUGAUGGAGGAUGGCAUGGCCUGCCAGGAUGUGGAUGAGUGUGCAGAGGAGGGCUACUGCAGCCAGGGCUGUACCAAUACAGAGGGAGGGUUCCAGUGCUGGUGUGUGCAGGGCUAUGAGCUGAGGCCUGACAAGCGCAGCUGCAAGGCGCUGGGUCCUGAGCCAGUGCUGCUGUUUGCGAACCGUAUAGACAUCCGCCAGGUUUUGCCCCACCGGUCAGAGUACACUCUGCUGCUGAACAACCUGGAAAAUGCCAUCGCUCUGGACUUCCACCACAACCAGGAGCUGGUCUUCUGGUCUGAUGUCACGCUCGAUCGCAUCAUGAAGGCUAACCUAAACGGGAGCAAUGUGGAGGAAGUGGUUUCCACUGGCUUAGAGAGUCCAGGUGGUCUGGCUAUAGACUGGAUCCAUGACAAGCUAUACUGGACUGACUCAGGGACGUCCCGUAUUGAGGUGGCCAAUCUGGAUGGAACCCACCGCAAGGUCCUCCUAUGGCAGAGCAUGGAGAAACCCCGAGCCAUCGCACUGCACCCUAUAGAGGGUAAGAUCUACUGGACGGACUGGGGUAACACUCCUCGUAUCGAGUAUGCCAACAUGGACGGCUCCAACCGCCGCGUCAUCGCCGACACCCACUUGUUCUGGCCCAACGGGCUUACCAUCGACUACGCCGGGCACCGUAUGUACUGGGUGGAUGCCAAGCAUCACGUCAUCGAAAGAGCUGACCUUGACGGACGGAACCGUAAGGCCGUCAUCAGCCAAGGCUUGCCCCAUCCAUUUGCCAUCACGGUAUUUGAGGAUAGCCUUUACUGGACAGACUGGCACACCAAAAGCAUCAACAGUGCCAACAAGUUCACAGGCAAGAACCAGGAGAUCAUCAGAAACAAGCUGCACUUCCCAAUGGAUAUACACACACUGCACCCGCAGAGACAGCCCGCAGGUGGGCGUAACCGAUGUGGGACCAACAACGGGGGCUGCAGCCAUCUCUGUCUCCCAGGCAACAAGACCUAUACCUGCGACUGCCCCACGGGCUUCAAGAAAGUGGACCAGCAUAACUGUGCCCUGAGUCUUGACAAGUUCCUGCUUUUUGCCCGAAGGACGGACAUCCGACGAAUCAGCUUCGACACCGAGGACAUGUCGGAUGAUGUCAUCCCGCUGGCCGACGUACGCAACGCCGUGGCACUGGACUGGCAUGCCGAGGAGGGCUUCAUCUAUUGGACGGACGUCACCACCGACUCCAUCAACCGGGCCCAAUGGGACGGCUCAAGGCAGGAGGUGGUGGUGGACACCAGUCUGGAAAGUCCAGCUGGUCUGGCUAUUGACUGGGUGACCAACAAACUUUACUGGACCGAUGCAGGUACAGAUCGUAUCGAGGUAUCUAAUGCAGACGGGAGCAUGCGUACUGUUCUGAUCUGGGAGAAUCUUGACCGACCCAGGGACAUCGUGGUUGACCCAAUUGGAGGAUAUAUGUACUGGACAGACUGGGGUGUGAGUCCUAAGAUAGAGCAGGCAGGGAUGGACGCAUCCAGCCGUAUCGUCAUCAUCUCUUCCAACCUGACAUGGCCUAACGGACUGGCAAUUGACUACCAAACACAGCGCCUGUACUGGGCCGACGCCGGGAUGAAGACCAUCGAGUUUGGCAACUUUGAUGGCUCAGACAGACAGGUGUUGAUUGGCAGUCAGUUGCCCCACCCCUUUGGGUUGACUCUGCAUGAGGAGAAGCUCUAUUGGACAGACUGGCAGUCAAAGAGCAUCCAGUGUGCCAACAAAAUGACUGGUCUGGGACGACAGACACUCGCCGAGAACCUGGAGAACCUCAUGGAUAUUCACAUGUUCCACCGCUACCGCACCACCGUGCGGACACCUUGUGCUGUGAAUAAUGGGGGCUGCAGUCACCUGUGUCUGUUGGCUCCACCCACAAAAGGCUCCAGCUGUACCUGUCCUACUGGCAUCAACCUUCAGCUGGACGGAAAGACCUGCACACACGGGAUGAGUAGUUUCCUGAUCUUUGCACGGCGGACUGAUAUCAGGAUGGUCUCUCUGGACAUCCCCUACUUUGCUGAUGUGGUGCUGGCUGUCAACAGAUCCAUGAAAAACACCAUCGCUAUCGGAGUGGACCCUAAAGAGGGUAAAGUGUACUGGUCAGACAGCACACUGAAGAAGGUGAGUAGAGCUAACAUCAAUGGGACAGCUCAUGAGGAUAUCAUCGCUACAGGUCUGAUGACCACUGAUGGUCUGGCGGUGGAUGCGGUGGGUCGAAAGAUCUACUGGACGGACACCGGAACGAACCGGAUCGAGGUGGCCAACCUGGACGGCUCCAUGAGGAAGGUUCUGAUCUGGCAGAACCUGGACAGCCCGCGAGCCAUCGCCCUCUACCACGAGAUGGGGUAUAUGUACUGGACAGACUGGGGGGAGCAUGCUAAACUGGAGCGGUCAGCGAUGGAUGGCUCAGACCGUUUGGUUCUGAUCAGUAACAACCUUGGCUGGCCCAACGGACUGGCCAUCGACAGUGCCGGCUCACAGCUACUGUGGGCUGACGCACACACAGAGCGCAUCGAGGCGGCAGACCUGAAUGGGCUGAACCGCCGUACCCUGGUAUCCCCGGUUCAGCACCCGUACGGUCUGACUCUACUAGGACCACACAUCUACUGGACCGACUGGCAGAGCCGCAGCAUCCAGCGGGCUGACAAAACCACCGGCGCCAACACCAUCACCGUGCGCAGCAACCUGCCCGGGCUCAUGGACAUACAGGCCGUGGAUAGAGAGAAGCCACUGGGUUUCAAUAAGUGUGGUAGAAGGAACGGGGGCUGUAGCCACCUGUGUCUGCCCCGCCCCAACGGUACUUCCUGUGCCUGUCCCACCGGCAUCCUCCUCAAGGGGGAUGCCAGGUCAUGUGACGACUCCCCCGAGACCUACCUGCUUUUCUCCAACCGGGUCAGCGUGCGACGGAUCUCCCUGGACACAAAUGACCACACAGAUGUGCAUGUGCCCGUGCCUGAACUGCACAACGUCAUCUCACUGGACUACGACAGCGUGGACGGGAAGCUGUACUACACCGAUGUCAGCCUUGAUGUUAUCAGACGGGCCAACCUGGAUGGUACAGGGAUGGAGACAGUGAUAAGCCAGGGUCUGAAGACUACUGAUGGUCUGGCUGUGGACUGGGUGACCAGGAAUAUGUACUGGACGGACACAGGUCGCAACACCAUUGAGGUGGCCCGACUGGAUGGGACCAGCCGCAAAGUACUAGUCAACAACAGCCUGGAUGAACCCAGGGCCAUCGCUGUGUUUCCCAGCAAAGGGUACCUGUUCUGGACAGACUGGGGUCACAUUGCUAAGAUUGAGCGGGCACACCUAGACGGAUCAGACCGUAAAGUUCUGAUUAACACAGACCUGGGCUGGCCCAACGGACUCACACUGGACUACGACACACGCAGGAUCUUCUGGGUGGAUGCUCACCUGGACCGCAUUGAGAGUUCCGACCUAAACGGAAAGCUCCGUCAAAUCCUCAUCAGUCCUGUGUCCCACCCCUUCGCCCUCACACAGUUGAAGCCGGUGUCCUCCCCUCUAACCCCUUUCUCCCGACUCUCGCAGCAAGACCGUUGGAUCUACUGGACGGACUGGCAGACUAAGUCCAUUCAGCGUGUGGACAAACACACUGGCCGCAGCAAGGAGACGGUCCUGGCCAACGUGGAGGGCCUCAUGGACAUCAUCAUAGUCUCGCCACAGAGGCAGAGCGGCACUAACCACUGUGGGGUGAAUAAUGGAGGAUGUACUCAUCUCUGCUUCGCUAAUACAAACAGCUUUGUCUGUGCCUGCCCUGAUGAACCAGACAGCAGGCCCUGCUCCACAAUCUCAGGUUAUGUGCCAACCUCACCAGACAGAGAGACCACCAGCACCCCAGCCCCUAACAAGAUCCCCAAAGCCCCCACAGACACGCCUCAGCAAGGACCCCCACUGAUUAACUGCACAGACAAGAGCCUGAGUGUGGAGGGCUGCUUAGAGAGCAACGUGGUGACGGCUCCUCACGGGGAGGGGCUUCAUAUCAGCUAUGUGAUUGGAGGAGCGUUGACCAUUCUGGCCAUCCUGAUAAUCAUCACUGCCUUCAUUAUUUACAGACACAAAAAGUCCAAGUUUGCUGACCCCGGGGUGAGCAACCUGACCUACAGUAACCCCUCAUAUAGGACGUCAACGCAAGAGGUCAAGAUUGAGACCUCUCAAAAGCCGCCCAUUUACAACCAGCUACGAUAUAAGAAAGAGGGGGGCGGGGACAGUGGCUACACCAAGGAGAAGAUCCGCAUCGUGGAAGGAGUGUGUCUCCUCUCCAGCGAGGAGCUGUACUGGGAGGACCUGAAGCAGCUGAAGCCGUCACGUGGUGGUCUGCACACAUGCAUGCGCACGGACACUGUGUCCCUGCAAGCCAGCAGCGCCUCGCUGGAUGACGGCGAGACAGAGCAGUUGCUCCAAGAGGAGACGUCAGAGUGUUCGUCCAUAAACACGCUGACCCCCGUCACCGUCACACCCCAACGCCACCCCCAACACAGCCUGCCCGACACCGGCUGGACCCCCGCACGCAAACCCUCCACCGAGAGUGAGGUGUAGGGGAGGCCUCUUGCUUCACUGCCUCCCUACUCCUACUCUUUACCCUUAGUCCUCCUGAUCCCUUCAACUACACACCCUUUUUCUCACACACACACACACACACACACACCUGUAUACAGUAUACAUGCAUACAGUAAACGAUACGUACUUAUGCUUCAGGCCACAGUGAGUCAUACACAAACUGACACUCAUACAGAUAGGUGGUACAUACAAACAUUACAGUCACAUACAUACUUCAUGCUACACACACAUUUAUGCAUGCAUACAAAUCUGGCAUCUCCUCGGCCCGCUGGACUUCGUCCUACACACACACAUCCGCACUCUUACCACCACCCUCUCACAACCACAAACUGACUCACCGCUACCCACUUCAGGCAACAGACUGAAUUACAAUUUACAAGCAUGCUGGAAAAAGAAAGCAAAAAAAUACACUUUGAGAAAAGAAAUGACAUAUGGAGCCUUUUUAAAGAAUGCAACCCCUCAAGGUGAGGGCCGCUUAGUAUAUUACAUUGCAUUUUUUGUGAAGUUUUUGACAAAGCUAAAAACGAUAUACUCCCGCAGGAGACUAUGUAACAAACCGCUCGCUCUCUCUAUAAUGCCACUCAUCAUAUACCAUGUCCUUAUGAACUCUAUUUAUGAACUUUUUGUUCUUUGAGUUGGUUUUUGCUGAUUUUAAAGAAUGUUGAGAGUGUUGUGUAGAUCUGUAUUACAGUAUGACCCAGUCAUUCAAACCUCUAUAUUUAUGUGCCAAAGGGUGGAGCUUCGCUACGUCUACAUUUAUACUAGAAUAACAUUUUAUAGGCUAUGUGCCACGUCAAGGACAGACAGACAGACAGUUACCUAUGGGAGAGCUCAGCAAUGGGACGAUCUGUUUCAAACAUGUUUCACAUUGUAUUACCUCCUCUUCUAAAACCAACCAUGGACUUAUCUAUCUGGUCUCUCUUAACUGGUACUCUAGACAGGUCCUGGAAACUGGUACUCUAGAUUGGUACUGGAAAUGGGAACUCUAGACUGGUACUGGAAACUGCAUUAACAAUCGUUGAAAUCCAUUCAUUUUAAAAAUCUAAAGUAAACUGCAAGUAAACCAUUUCUGGUCCUCGUGGAAUAGCAUUCUCGAUGAAGUAUAAGUGCCAAACAUUUUUUUUUUUUCCUCAGUUUGAAAUUUCUUGGAGUUUGUAAAAUGUGCUUGACAUUCUUUUAGCUGUCCUGAUUAAGGCAAAUAACUGUCAUCUCUGAACCUGUAAAGCACUGUACACUUAGUGCCCACUGUUCUAGUCUAAACUAUAGAAUAAGCUUCAGUGUAUUAUGUCAUUUGACAAGGUUGCCCUCUGUGAAAUAUACAAUGCACAUACAGUGCAUUCGAAAAGUAUUCAGACUUAUUGACUUCUCCACAUUGUUACUUUACGGCCUUAUUCUGAAAUUGAUUAAAUAUGUUUUUUUCCCCCAUCAACCUCCACACAAUACCCCAUAAUGACAAAGAGAAAACAGUUUUUUAGAAAUGUUUACACAUUUUAUACAAAAUGUAAAACAGAUGCCUUAUUUACAUAAGUAUUCAGACCCUUUGCAAUAAGACUCAAAAUUGAGCUCAGGUGCAUCCUGUUUCCAUUGAUCAUCCUUGAGAUGUUUCUACAACUUGAUUGGAGUCCACCUGCGGUAAAUUCAACUGAUUGGACAUUAUUUGGAAAGGCACACACCUGUCUUUAUAAUGUCCCAAAGUUGACAGUCCAUGUCAGAGCAAAAACCAUGCCAUGAGGUCGGAGGAAUUGUCCAUAGAGCUCAGACACAGGAUUGUGUCGAGGCACAGAUCUGAAGAAGGUUCCAAAGAACACAGUGGCCUCCAUUCUUAAAUGGAAGAAGUUUGGAACCACCAAGACUCUUCCCAGAGCUGGCCGCCCGGCCAAACUGAGCAAUUGGGGGAGAAGGGCCUUGGUCAGGGAGGUGAACAAGAACACAAUGGUCACUCUGACAGAGCUCCAGAGUUUCUCUGUGGAGAUGGGAGAACCUUCCAGAAGGACAACCAUCUCUGAAGCACUCAACCAAUCAGGCCUUUAUGGAAGUGGCCAGAGGGAAGCCACUCCUCAGUAAAAGGCACAUGACAUCCCUCUUGGAGAUUGCCAAAAGGCACGUAAAGACUCUCAGACCAUGAGAAACAAAGAUUCUCCGGUCUGAUGAAACCAAGAUUGAACUCUUUGGCCUGAAUGCCAAGCAUCACGUCUGGAGGAAACCUGGCACCAUCCUUACGGUGAAGCAAGGUGGUGGCAGCAUCAUGCUGUGGGGAUGUUUUUUAGCGGCAGGGACUGAGAUACUAGACUGGAUCGAGGGAAAGGUUCACCUUACAACAGGACAACGACCCUAAGCACAAAGCCAAAACAACGCAGGAGUGGCUUUGGAACAAGUCUCAAUGUCCUUGAGUGGCCAAGCCAGAGCCCGGACUUGAACCUAAUCGAACAUCUCUGGAGAGACCUGAAAAUAGCUGUGCAGCAACGCUCCCCAUCCAUCCUGACAGAGCUUGAGAGGAUCUGCAGAGAAGAAUAGGAUAAACUACCCAAAUGCAGGUGUGCCAAGCUUGUAGCGUCAUACACAAGAAGACUGCCAAAAGCGCUUCAACAAUGUACUGAUUAAAGGGUCUGAAUACUUAUGUAAAUGUGAUAUUUCAGGUUGUUUUUUUAUACAUUUGCAAAAAUGUCAAACUGUUUUAGUGUUGUCGUUGUUGGGUAUUGUGUGUAGAUUGAGGGGGGGGGAAUAUUGAAUCUAUUUUAGAAUAAGGCUGUAACAUAAAAAUGUGGAAAAAUUCAAGGGGUCUGAAUACUUUUCGAAUGCACCGUACAGUAUAUGAGAUUACCAUGAACCAUAUAUCACAGAGGUGUUACCUUAGACAAAGAAUAUACCACUGGUAAUUUACGGAACCAUCCAUAUUAUUCAAAUAAAAACAAUAUAUAUUACAUAUGCAGCGUUUACCGUGAAUGCAGUCUCCACGAACUUGGGAACAUUGCCUUUACAUUUCAAUCGCGCUGUAGUGCGGAUCUUCAACAUUACGGAUUGAAUUUAGCCCUUAGAUUAACAUUGUUUUGUACUGUACAAUCUGUCAUGGAAAUGCAUAGGGUGGGAAAUAGAGCAUUGCUCUGGACAGAUAUCAGUUUGAGUUCUCAAAACCAUGUAUCUUGAAGUAACUUCAAGUUCAGCAACAUGCUGAUUUGCUGCUAGACAGGAAUUCCACAGCACUGAUGCCAAUGAGAGAAGGUCUUGGCAGCUAUUUUACCUGAGGUCUCUGAUGUUUGGAUCACAGACACAUCAAUCUGACCAAUGCUUCAAUCAUUAACUACGCUAACACACAGAAUCCCACCCACUCAGCGAAGGUUUCUAAGCUGUACAGAUUUUACCAUGCAUUUUAAGCAGACAAAUUGUCAAAUAUAUUGUGUUGAUUUUGUUGUAUAGAGAGUAUUUUGUACAAAGGGAUUUCAUUAUUGUUUUUACUUGUAUUAAUAUUACUCACUGGAGAAGAACAUUUUUGUUUUGCUGGAUUAUUUAACCACUGUGUUUCCAAACAUUGUAAAUGAUAGGGUUGCUGCCAGUUAUUUAAUAAUGGUCACAUAUAACUGUUGUAAAGUUAACUAAAAGAGAUAUUUAUGAUUUCUUUGUUUGGUUGUCACUUAAUGUGUAAAUAUGAAAAAUACUAAAUGAAUUUCCUGCAGUACUAACAAGCUGUGUUGUGUGAUGUAGUGAAUUACCCCUUUGCUAUCUUUUAAUAUAAACUGCGUGACACAAU